Messenger RNA from Carassius gibelio (silver crucian carp), 4898 nucleotides. Its product is annotated as parapinopsin-like. Gene Ontology annotation, cellular component: photoreceptor outer segment; membrane. The transcript is spliced from 4 exons. Bases 16 to 1218 code for a protein of 400 amino acids. Gene Ontology annotation, molecular function: G protein-coupled receptor activity. The record is from RefSeq and is a predicted model, not a curated record. Gene Ontology annotation, biological process: visual perception; G protein-coupled receptor signaling pathway. NCBI's taxonomy places the organism in Eukaryota, Metazoa, Chordata, Actinopteri, Cypriniformes, Cyprinidae.
AUAAUUAAUGGUGCAAUGAUUGAGUCCAACGUGAGUCUGAGUUGCGCGUGGUGCGCUGGAGGAGAUGACGGGAGCAGCGCGCACUCGGAUGAGAAUCACAUAGAGCACAAUCUGAGUCCGACCGGACACUUGGUGGUCGCCGUGUGCCUUGGAUUCAUCGGAACUUUCGGGUUUCUCAACAACACGCUCGUUCUCGUCCUGUUCUGUCGCUACAAGAUGCUGCGCUCGCCCAUGAACUAUCUUCUGAUGAGCAUCUCAGUGAGUGAUCUGCUGGUGUGCGUCCUCGGCACCCCGUUCAGCUUCGCCGCCAGCACGCAGGGCCGGUGGCUCAUCGGACGCGCGGGAUGCGUGUGGUAUGGCUUUAUCAAUUCAUUCCUCGGCGUCGUGUCUCUAAUCUCUCUGGCGGUGCUCUCAUACGAGCGCUACUGCACCAUGAUGGGGGCUACGCAGGCCGACUCUACCAAUUACAGAAAGGUGGCCAUGGGUGUUGCCUUUGCCUGGAUAUAUUCCAUUAUUUGGACUCUUCCACCACUGUUUGGAUGGAGCUGCUAUGGUCCGGAGGGCCCUGGCACCACCUGCAGCGUCAACUGGGCCGCCAGGACAGCCAACAACGUGUCUUACAUCAUCUGUCUAUUUAUCUUCUGCCUUAUUCUCCCUUUUAUGGUGAUUGUCUACAGCUAUGGCAGACUCCUUCAGGUUAUCACACAGAUGAGCAGGAUCAAUACAGCAGUGAGCCGUAAGCGGGAGCAGCGUGUUCUCUUCAUGGUGGUCACCAUGGUGGUGUGUUACCUGCUGUGCUGGCUGCCCUAUGGGAUCAUGGCCCUGCUUGCCACGUUCGGGCGUCCCGGCCUGGUCACACCAGCAGCCAGCAUCGUUCCUUCUCUGUUAGCCAAGAGCAGCACUGUCUUAAACCCUGUCAUCUACAUCUUCAUGAACAAACAGUUUUGCAGAUGUUUCCAUGCGCUCGUCAUGUGCACCACCCCAGUGAGAGGCUCCAGCUUUAAAAUCUCCUCCAAAGUCACCAAAACUCUCAGGACAGUGCGACGUGCCAACGGCCAGAAUGUGACCUUCGCGGUGGCCUCAGCUGGCCAUCCUACUAUCUUUGCUCCUAACAGCGGUGGGCAGAAAAGCUCCUCAGUGGGUGAGAAACCAUCUCCUGCUGCGGGCCAGGGCACCAAUAGACCUGUUGUCUCUCUUGUGGCCUAUUACAAUGAUUGAGCUCAUAUGCUCAGGCCAAACCAACAUUAAUACAGUGGAAUUAGAGGUUAUAGAGGUCAUGGAUUGCGUAAAAGGAAAGUGGGCGUAUCUUGCAGAGCAAUGUGGAACUAGGACACGCCCCUCACUGACGAUUAUGUGAUGUUGCAUGCAUGACCUUACUGGGGAAAAUAAAAUAGUAAUGGAUAUUGAAAGUGGACCGCUGGAAAAAAGGAAUGACACCCCAGAACAAGUUUGCAACAUGCGGAAGGAUCUAACUAUUAAUUUAGCUUAUGCUUCUUAUGAGUCCAGGAUGUGCUCUCAGAUUUGGGUGAAUGGUCUCUCCCUUUUUUUUUUUUUUUUUUUAUAUUUAUGGGGUACAAUGGAGAGAUGACAGUAAAGUAUUGGAGUGGAGAGAGGGAAGCGGGAUCAGCAAAGGACCUCAAGGCGGAAUUCGAACUUGGGUCGCUGUGAGCACGGUUGCGCUAUAUGUCACACGCUAACCACGAGGCUAUUGGCGCCUACAUAGUAGCUCUCUUGAAAAAGUUUUUUUCCUCAAUAUUUUACUUUGACAAGAACACUUUUGCUACCAGUUUCUUACAGGUUUGGACAACCAGUGUAACUCAGAUUGUUUAAAAUGAUACUUUUGUUACUCAAUAAUUCUGUUCAUCAUGUGGACAUGUACAAGUAAUCUAAGCACAUGAGGACCUGUUUGUUAAAGGAAUGGUUGACUCAAAAAAAUUGUAAUUUCUUCAUCAGAACAGAUUCAGAGAAAUUUAGCUUUACAUCACUUGCUCACCAGUGGAUCCUCUGCAGUGAAUGGGUGCCGUCAGAAUGAGAGCUGAUAAAAAUGUCAAAGAAAUCCACAUGAUUCCAUCAAUUAAUGUCUUAUGAAGUGGAAACCUGUCUAUCUGUAAUAAACAAAUCCAUCAUUGAGAUGUUUUUAACUUCAAAUCAUUGCUUCUGGCUGAACAGCUUAAUUAUAGCCUUGUUUCUUACAAUCACAAAACUUUUGUACAGGUUAAUUGAUGGACUGGAGUCAUGUGGAUUAUUUGUGGAUUAUUAUGAUGAAGAAAGAAACUCAUCUACAUCUUAGAUGGCCUGAGUCCAUUUACAGAAAAUGUUCUUUUUUGGGUGAACUAUUCCUUUAUGGAAUAUAUAUUGCUCAAAUUUAAAAGGGUUUUAUUUUUUUCCUUGAUGUUUGAAAUACAGAAGUGUGAUAACUUGCUCCUGGAUCCUAAAAUAAAAUCUGUGAAACAUAAAACCCCAAUACAUUUUGAACAUUCACAUAUCCACUUCAAUAAUUCAUUUUCAUUGUCAAGUAAUUCUGCCCUUGAGGUAUCACUAGGAGAGUAAUAUAUGAAGAAUAUCCACCAAACAUUGUGCUUAGCUGUGGUUUAACUUCAUUUUUAUAAUACAGUGUGACCCUGAUCACAUCAGUGAGUUUGUGCAGUUCAUUUCAGCAAGACUUGUUUUAUAAAAAUCCUUAAAAUGUUUGAGGACAUAAAACACAUUAUGAGCAGUAAGAAACCUUGACUAACAACAUUAAUUGAACUCAGGGAAAAAUGUGAAAUGUUUCAUAUGACCCCUUUAAUGAUUAAAAUGCAAUAGUCUACAUGAAAUAUAUACUUUUACAAGUAUUUAAAUGUGAGAUCUGAAGUUCUUUUUUAGCUUUCCUUGUAUUGUAACAGAUGUAGCUUAAAACUGCUGAGCAUAUGAGAACAUUCUGAGAAUAGCUCUCCAAAGCCUCGCCAAUGUAUUUCCAAGUUUAAAUAAGCAAAUUGUUCAUUGGAAAUACACAAUUUUCUUGGCAUGUAAUGCGAAAUUGGCUGCAGGCACCCAUCGCAUAAAAUCUCUUUAUCGUACUGUUUACACACAGAGAGAAUAAUAAUUAAUUUCUAAAAAGCUUUCAUAAACUAUAACAUAUCAGAAAGCAAUGAUGCCUUGAAGCCAAAACGUGGAACAGAAUCUGUCGACAAUGGAAUUAAUUUCAAUGUAUUAAUUUAUAGUGUUUGUAUGUUUGUUUUUGGUUCAUUUUGUUUUGAUUCUGGUGUUUUGUAAUCAAUAUUUAAAUUUGUUUGCCAUCAAAAGGCCAGGCUUCUCAGCGAUGAGCAGAAUGUUGACUCCUCAAGACUUGAAUACUGUGAUUGGCCCUGGGUCCCGAGUGGGACUGUGACUGUUUUUACCAGCUGAUCUGUGUUUACUAAUGCAGCAACAUUUACAAUCAAACAACAAAAUUUCUAUUAUGACAUCCUGGUAAAUCACAUAUACUGUAGCUGAAACUUUGAAGAGAAUUUGAAUUAUUUUUAAUUUGAAUUAUUAUACAUAUUUUAUGACAUCAAAAGCCUUUCUUACUGUGCGUGUUUUGUUUUAGUAUCAUAUUUUUGCUGAUCAAUUUUAAUUUAUAUUUUUGUGCAUAUAUUUAGUACCAUCUUGUUAAGGUAAACAAAAAUAAAUUAAUAAUAAUUAAUGGUCAAAAAUGCAGUUUUAUACUGUUAAUCAAAAGUUUGGGGACAGUAAGGUUGUUGGUGGUUUUUUGUUUGUUUUUAUUUUUUUGAACCGUAAAAUUUCUAAUAAAUAAUGUUCUUUGGAACUUUCUAUUCAUCAAAAACUCCGGAAUUUUUUUUAUGAUUUCCACAUAAAUAUUAAGCACCCCAACUGUUUUCAACAUUGAUAAUAAUAAUAAACUGUUUCUUGAACGUCAAAUCAUCUCAUUAGAAUGAUUUCUGAAAGAUCAUGUGACACUGUAGACUUUGCCACCACAGGAAUAAAUUGCAUUUUAAAAUAUAUAAAAAUAUUUAUUUUUUUGUAAAAAAAAAUAUAUUUCACAAUAUUACUGUUUUUACAGUUAUUAUUAUUAUUAUUAUUAAAUAGUUGCAGUCUUGGUAAGCACAAGCCUUAAAAAAAUUUAUUAAUUAAUUAAGACCCAAAACCCUUGAGUAAAAUAUUUUACAAAUGUAUUUAAAUUAAAUGACCACUUUAUGGCUAAUAUAAUGGAGAAUUCUAUAACUGAACAUUACAUGAACACAAGCAUUUGUAUUAGAGCCACAUAUCUGUAAAUAUUUUUUUACAAGAGUUGGAUUUGUGAAACAAAAAUGAUUACCACUACAGUGUUUAUUUUGAGUUUUAUUUGUAUAAUAUGUUUUUUUUGUGAUUUGUGUCAACAUUAGUGAGUAUUUUUAUGGGGCCGUUUCUAUAUGAAGUGGUCUAUGACCCAUUUUUUAUGAGUUGACAUAGUAGUGCAAAGCUGACAAUGUGCAAAACUCUGUACGUUAAGUGAGAAUGCAGUCAAUGAUGUAGAUAUUGUGUCAGGAUACAAAUGGAAAUGGAAGAGAACAGCACUUUGAAAUGUGUAAAAAUGCAGAUCAUGCAAUUAUUUCAGUUGUAAGAUUUAAGCUUUUUUUAUUCCAACUCACUUUGUAGAUUCUAAAUAAGAUUACAAUUUCUGAUUUCUUUCUGAUUUAUUUUUCUGACAUGCCCAAAAUUAAUCUAAUACAUCAUAGUGAUCUCCAAAUCAGAGCUUUUGUUUUGUAGUUGUGUUGUGUUUGCACGUUUUAAAGGACUGAACUGUUUGUCUGAUGGUCACUAAUUUAUUUGUGCAUUUGUUUGUGUGUUUGUGUGUGCUAGCAUUCGUCUCUAUUAUGUAUUGCCAAAGCAAUUUUGUUCUCUAAAUGUUACAUAUGUUAAUGAUAAUAAUAAAAAAU